GAACACUCGACAAGGAUCGCCGCAUACAGUUCUGUUUAACAAGCGGGUUUUUGUGCUUGUGUUUCAGUGUUUUUCCGGUGAAGUAAAAAUCAUCACAUCAUUGAAAAAGAACCCUAUGCAUGCCUGGAAUUUAUUCACCUUGUCCAAGUGUGCAACAUAGACACAUAGAUAAUAUCACCCCAAAACCUUACGAAGUGCCGCUGAGUCCGUGUCCAUUUUUUGCAUGAGACGGAGCUGAUCAUUUCCUGCCUGUAAACGAAAGUGAAAUUAAGUGUCGGGAUUUUAAAGGCAGAGUCGCCAUUUUAUCAAGAAACAUUUUAUCAAGAUUCUGGAAUAAUGUAAAGAUAUUCUAUGUUUCAAGAGGCCCCAGCAGGAAUCAUCUGGUCUGGAUCAGCGUAGAAAUGGAUGGAUCUGCUUCUGAAAUGCGCCCCCCUGUGGGGUGUAACAGAAAGAGCCCUGAGAGUGUCCUGAUGAAGAGAGCAGACUCCCCUGUACCCAGCUGUGUUUCCCUGAAGAGUGACUGGUCAAUGGAUCAACCACUCCACUUCAGAGAGGGACCUUUUCCUACAGAUCAAAGAGAUCAAAUGGAAGAAUGCAGUGCAGAUCUACAUGAUAAAUCGGGUUUAUCAUCCAUAUUGAAGUCGCUAGAGGAAAAAGCCAUGAAGUUCCUAAAGGAGGAACUGAAGACGUUUGUGAGGCACCUAGAUCAGAAUUACCCAGAAUGCUCUGAGCCUCAACUGGAGGAGGACAAUGACCUGGACUGUGAUGGUCAGAUGCAGAAGACCAGUGUUAGAGAGGUAGCUCUGAAGAUCACACUGUACAUCCUGAGGACCAUGAAGCAAAAUGAUCUUGCUGACCUGCUGGACAAGAGACAGCUCAUGCUACAGGAUAUCAAAGCUAAACUUAAGAAGCAAUUUGAGUGUGUAUUUGAAGGGAAAGCUAAGGAAGGACAGCCAACACUUCUCAGUGAGAUUUACACAGAACUCUACAUAACUGAAGGUGGGACUGGAACAGUCAAUGAUGAACAUGAAGUGAGACAGAUUGAAACAGUAUCCAAGAAAAGGCGAACAGAAGAUACUACAGUCAAGUGCAAAGAUAUAUUUAAACCCUUAUGUGGGCGUGUGACACCGAUCAGAACUGUACUCACGAAAGGGGUGGCAGGUAUCGGGAAAACAGUCUCUGUGCAGAAAUUUAUUCUCGACUGGGCAGAAGGAAAAGCAAACCAGGAUGUUCACUUCAUAUUUGCUCUUCCUUUCCGGGACCUGAAUUUGAUUAAGGGUGAAUACAGUCUGAUUGAACUGCUUCACCACUUUGUCCCAGAACUGAAAUCAUUUCAAUCCACUGACCUGUUUAGCUCCAAAGUCUUGUUCAUCUUUGAUGGUCUGGAUGAGUGUCGCCUUCCUCUGGAUUUUCAGAACAAUGAGAGCUGGUUUGAUGUAACAAAGAAAACGUCACUAGAUGUGCUGUUGACUAACCUCAUUAAGGGGAAUCUGCUCCCAUCCGCUCUCCUCUGGAUAACCUCCCGGCCAGCAGCAGCCAAUCAGAUACCUGCUAAGUGUGUCCACCAGGUGACAGAGAUACGAGGGUUCAGUGAUGCCCAGAAGGAGGAGUAUUUCAAGAAGAGAUUUAAUGAUCAGAGCCUGGCCAGCAGGAUUAUUGCACAUGUGAAAUCAUCAAGGAGCCUCUUCAUCAUGUGCCACAUACCUGUGUUCUGCUGGAUUUCAGCCACUGUGCUUGAGAGGCUUUUUAGCGAGACUGACAGUGGAGAAAUUCCAAGGACUCUGACUGAAAUGUACACACACUUCCUGAUCUUUCAGACAAGUUUAAAAAAUGACAAAUAUAUGAAAAACCAUGAAACUAAGCUUAAGAAAUACAGCAAGGAAUUCCUUUUAAAACUUGGUAAACUUGCUUUUGACAACCUUGAGAAAGGCAAUCUCAUAUUUUAUGAGCAUGAUCUGUCAGAGAAUGGCAUUGAUGUCACUGAAACUUCAGUUUACUCUGGAGUGUGCACAGAAGUCUUUAAAGAGGAGUAUGGGUUGUACCAGGAGAAGGUGUACUGCUUUGUGCAUCUGAGCAUCCAGGAGUAUCUCGCUGCUUUAUAUGUGUUUCUGUCAAACUCAUCAGCUGACUUGCUGGAGACUGCAGUGGAUCAGGCAUUAGAGAGCAAGAAUGGACACUUGGACCUCUACCUCCGCUUCCUGCUGGGCCUCUCAACAGACUCCAGUAAGACUCUGUUACAAAGACUACUGGGGCCGACAAGAAUCAGCUCACAUACCAUUAAGGAUACAGCCCAGUACAUCAAGAGGAAAAUAAAGGAGAAUUUAUCUCCAGAAAGGACCAUCAAUCUGUUCCACUGUCUGACUGAACUGGGUGACAAUUCUCUAGUAGAGGAAGUACAAAGAUACCUGAAUUCAGGAAACAUUUCAGCAGAUGACCUCUCACCUGCACAGUACUCAGCUCUGGCCUUUGUGAUGCUGAUGUCAGAUGAGGAGCUGGAUGUGUUUGACCUGAAGAAAUACAUCAGAUCAGAUGAAGAGCACUGCAGGCUGCUGCCUGUGGUCAAGAACUCCAGGACGGCUCUCUGACGUUUAUGUGAGGAUCCAGAUGGGCACCCAGAAAGGAAGGCAUUACAGUAUCCAGCCUGGAAGUUAUAAAGGUGUUGCUGCAUCACCAGGUAAUGUAAACGAUCGGUAGCGAAGCUCCUCUCACGGCCAAUGAGAGGGAGUCUCACAAUCUUUCAGUCGAGUUUGAGGUUUUAGAGCUUUGUAGCCAAAUCGCACAGAGGCAGGGACUAUUGUGAGCACUCAAUGAACAGAGGCUGAAGUGGUUGAUACCAAACAUGCCAUACCAGCCUAGCGGUUCACACCGAAUACCAUCUGUAAUGAUUAAUUAAUGAUUACUAUAUUAUGUCAUUAUGUUAUAUUACUCACAGCAAUCACUGGUCUAAGUGGUCUAGGUUGCACCUCAAUCAGAGGUUACCCUUUAUACGGACAUUAUAUGACAUAUUCUCAUGUCAGCAGCACAUCUUACCCUUAGAUAGGCAUGGUAGAAUACAAGGAUCAGAUAAGGGCUGCUGAGGAAUGUGGAAAAGAAAAGGGGGUGAAGGUUUGUCAGUCAAAGAAAAAGAGUCUUUCAAAGUUAGGACACAUUACAAACAUAACCUCUCUGUAUAUUGAGACUAGUAGUUAUGGGUAAAUAAAUAUACAGAUAUACUGUACAACAACCAAACUUAAAAGAAACUUUCUUUAGGGUGUUGGUCUGUUGGGUGAGUGGUAUGUAAGGCAGGAUGUCUGGGGAGGGGGUUGUGUGCCAAGUUGAGGGACCCCUGUCCUUGAGGUCCACUCUGCUGUCCGUAGGUCGUUAAAACUUUGAGCAAUAAAAGUUGGAGUGCUGGCCCCCCUUGUUAUCUGUGUGUGUUUAAGUGUGUCUGUGUGUGUGGGGUCACGAACCCCCCUUUGAGGCCUAGGCCAAUGUGUGCCUCUCGUACCAGGGUAGGCCUUGUCUCAGGCCACCUGGAAUUUAAGCUUUGUGAUAUGUACAUGUGUGAUCCUACACCAGAUUUAAAAUGGGUAACCUUAAAAGGGAAAUACUGUUCUGCAAAGCAAGCACAGUUUGUGGAAACACGACCUUAAAGUCAUAAAGCAGGCUAACAGAACUGCUUAGGUUGUUAGAAUGAAAGGAAGUUGGUUUACUUGUUUGCAGAGUGGAUGGGGUCUUGGCAGUAUUAAAUAAUACCUGCUUUUCUUUCUAGUAGAAUAAAUGACUGUAAUGCCCUCUUGUCUGUUUCACAUCUACUGUUUCACAUCUACAAGGGGCCCAGAAUGCCGCUGGCGGAGUGUUAACACGCACCAGUCACAGGGAUCACAUCUACAACGGGCCCAGAAUGCCGCUGGCGGAGUGUUAACACGCACCGGUCACAGGGAUCACAUCUACAACGGGCCCAGAAUGCUGCUGGCGGAGUGUUAACACGCACCAGUCACAGGGAUCACAUCUACAACGGGCCCAGAAUGCCGCUGGCGGAGUGUUAACACGCACCAGUCACAGGGAUCACAUCUACAACGGGCCCAGAAUGCUGCUGGCGGAGUGUUAACACGCACCAGUCACAGGGAUCACAUCUACAACGGGCCCAGAAUGCCGCCGGCGGAGUGUUAACACGCAUCAGUCACAGGGAUCACAUGUACAACGGGCCCAGAAUGCCGCUGGCGGAGUGUUAACACGCACCAGUCACAGGGAUCACAUCUACAACGGGCCCAGAGUGCCGCUGGCGGAGUGUUAACACGCACCAGUCACAGGGAUCACAUCUACAACGGGCCCAGAAUGCUGCUGGCGGAGUGUUAACACGCACCAGUCACAGGGAUCACAUCUACAACGGGCCCAGAAUGCCGCUGGCGGAGUGUUAACACGCACCAGUCACAGGGAUCACAUCUACAACGGGCCCAGAAUGCGGCUGGCGGAGUGUUAACACGCACCAGUCACAGGGAUCACAUCUACAACGGGCCCAGAAUGCGGCUGGCGGAGUGUUAACACGCCCCAGUCACAGGGAUCACAUCUACAACGGGCCCAGAAUACCGCUGGCGGAGUGUUAACACACACCAGUCACAGGGAUCACAUCUACAACGGGCCCAGAAUGCGGCUGGCGGAGUGUUAACACGCACCAGUCACAGGGAUCACAUCUACAACGGGCCCAGAAUACCGCUGGCGGAGUGUUAACACGCACCAGUCACAGGGAUCACAUCUACAACGGGCCCAGAAUGCCGCUGGCGGAGUGUUAACACGCACCAGUCACAGGGAUCACAUCUACAACGGGCCCAGAAUGCCGCUGGCGGAGUGUUAACACGCACCAGUCAGAGGGAUCACAUCUACAACGGGCCCAGAAUACCACUGGCGGAGUGUUAACACGCACCAGGGACAGGGAUCACAUCUACAACGGGCCCAGAAUGCCGCUGGCGGAGUGUUAACACGCACCAGUCAGAGGGAUCACAUCUACAACGGGCCCAGAAUGCCGCUGCCGGAGUGUUAACACGCACCAGUCACAGGGAUCACAUCUACAACGGGCCCAGAAUGCCGCUGGUGGAGUGUUAACACGCACCAGUCAGAGGGAUCACAUCUACAACGGGCCCAGAAUGUCGCUGGCGGAGUGUUAACAUGCACCAGUCACAGGGAUCACAUCUACAACGGGCCCAGAAUGCCGCUGGCGGAGUGUUAACACGCACCAGUCACAGGGAUCACAUCUACAACGGGUCCAGAAUGCCGCCGGCGGAGUGUUAACACGCCCCAGUCACAGGGAUCACAUCUACAACGGGCCCAGAAUGCCGCUGGCGGAGUGUUAACACGCACCAGUCACAGGGAUCACAUCUACAACGGGCCCAGAAUGCCGCUGGCGGAGUGUUAACA
Brienomyrus brachyistius is the source of this 5394-nucleotide messenger RNA. Its product is annotated as protein NLRC3-like. The transcript has 7 exons. Gene Ontology annotation, molecular function: protein binding. Lineage: Eukaryota; Metazoa; Chordata; Actinopteri; Osteoglossiformes; Mormyridae. The record is from RefSeq and is a predicted model, not a curated record. Bases 402 to 2585 code for a protein of 727 amino acids.